Messenger RNA from Lepisosteus oculatus (spotted gar), 3952 nucleotides. NCBI's taxonomy places the organism in Eukaryota, Metazoa, Chordata, Actinopteri, Semionotiformes, Lepisosteidae. The record is from RefSeq and is a predicted model, not a curated record.
CCUGUUCACGCCCUGUUUGUGAAAGUUCAUCUCUUGAUGUGGUGUUACUGUAAUGUCUUGUCUUCGGGUACCCCUCAAUGAGCUUUGCAGGAUAAGACUGGAUAAUGAAUAUAAGGCUACAAAUGCGAGAAAGCUUUUCAGUCCAGCCAGCAUGUCUGGUAGUUCGUGAUUGAUCCAAGGAUCUUGCCAGCUGUGUCUUGAAAGAAGCCAGGGUAUCUGCUUCAACAACAUGGCUGGACAGCUUGUUCCAGGCUCCCAUAACCCUCCUGUUGUUGGUUAGAAAUACACUUCCAUGUAACUUCUUGUGUCCUCUGGUUUGUUUCACUGUUUGUUUUUUGUCUGUGCUUUUGAGGAGUUUGACUACUAAUUUGCAUUUGGUUUCCUCAGGCUUUUCUAUUCAGGACUAAAAAGGUUCAGUUCAGGUCGGUAUAGGACAUUCUGUUAAGCCCUAGGAUGUAUCUCGUUGCUCUUCUCCUGACAGAUCCCAGAGAAUGAAUUUAUGAUCUGUUAAUUCAUAUGGGUUUUUUUUGUGUUGGGGUAGGGUUUAGAUUGUCAGACUGGAAUAAUUAAGACGCAAAACAAAGGCCCGUGCCUUUUUAGGUUGUCAUCGAUCAAGCAAAACAUCAAUUUAAUAACUUUCAGCUGAUCACUCAUAACCUCAUGACUUCCACACAGGACAAUAAAUAUCUCUUCUGAUCUGUCAGUUCUGGCACCCCUGGUAAUUCACGUAAGCUUGGUCUCUUAAGCGCUUUGUCCAGCUAGGUUACCUGUGGGAUUGAUACUUACUCCUGGAUGCUUGUAAAUGAUAAGGUGUAUUUGGAUAAGGUGACAAAGGUGUGGAGGUGUUGACUCUGGUAAUGGACAGCUCAUGGACACUGAUUCAGUAAAGCUCAGCACUCCUGUGUAACAAACACUGCAUAGCGGAUGUGUGUUUAACCCAUUAGAUCAAUCCCGUUUUUAAUUGGUUCGUUGCUGAAUCAUCAAAACCUGUUAGGAGCCGCCUGGGUUGCCUAGAGGAAAAGCACUGGACUGGCUAUCGCUCUCCGUGGGCCUGUUCCAGUGUGCAGCUGAGAAGGACGCUAAUUACACCCCCUUGCCCGAUCAAUUGAGCCUGACGUCAGUGAAGCAGCCAGCGCCAUCUGGCCUGAGGAGCAGGUACACAGCGAGUGAACUGAAAGGGGUUUCAUCACCUCCCUCCGAAAACCUGACCCGUGCCAUCUGUUGCACAUGGCCGGGAGCUGACCAUGCAAUCUGAAUUGGAGAGUUUCAGUCUCGAGCUGGGUCGGCAGACCAGGGGGCUGAUGGGCUACCUUAACCUUCAGCAGACGGAAGGUGGGGAAAGCGCUGGACUCCUGUGUGCGCAGGAAGCAUGUCGGAGAUGUUGGCUGCUGAAAGACAGUCGGGGAUCCGUCCAUGAGGGAUCUGUGUCUUAUAACGGGACGCGUUGGCGAUCUUGCAGUUUGUCUCUCUCUCUCUUUCGCCUCAUUUGCUACCCGCACGUCUCUUCCAGUCACUCCGGCUGCCACGUGGCUUGUGAACGGCCCCUUUCUGUUCACCUGGUUACCUGCUGGAGACGGCAACCAGUGUGCAAACAUGAGAGACGGCCCUUCGAGCCCUAAUGAGCUGCCUGCCAGAGUAGAGCAGCCCAGCUGUUGUUUGUCUGUUUUUUCAUCUUCGCAGUGCUCCAGAAUUUGGUUUUAAGGCGCUGGUAUGUCUCCUUGGCAGCGGGGGAGCCCCCGCGGGGCAAAUACGCCAUCGGGAUUGUCAGGCUCUGGUCAAAACUGCGAGGAAAGUUUCAAGCUUUCCCAAGUCUGGAUGGGCAGCAGCACCUUGCCUCCCCCCACCACCCACAAGCUCCUCCACCUCUCGUCUCUCACUGCCGACCGCCUGCGGUCUCAGUGUCCAGACCAGUUGGGGAUCCGCAAGAGAGCAGACAUGGACUCCAACUCCACCACAACCUUCUUUGCCCUGUCCCAGUCCUUCAGCAUCUCCGACAUCAUCGUCAUAGGGGCCUAUUUCCUGCUCAACGUGGCCGUGGGCAUCUGGUCCUCCUGCAGGGUCAGCAGGAACACGCUCAGUGGGUACUUCCUGGCCGGGAGAGACAUGGCGUGGUGGCCGAUUGGGGCGUCUCUCUUUGCCAGCAGCGAGGGCUCGGGACUCUUCAUCGGGCUGGCCGGCACCGGGGCCGCGGGGGGCAUCGCGGUGGCCGGGUUCGAGUGGAACGCCACCUAUGUGCUGCUGGCGCUGGCGUGGGUGUUUGUCCCCGUGUACGUCUCCUCCGGGAUUGUCACCAUGCCAGAGUACCUGGGGAGGCGCUUCGGGGGAGAGAGGAUCCGGAUGUAUCUGUCGGCCCUGUCGCUGCUGCUGUCCGUCUUCACCAAGAUCUCGGUGAGCACGGUCUCCGCGGCAGGGUUCUCUGGACCGGCAGCUUUCAACAAAAUCGGAGGCUACCAUAAUCUGGAAGAGGUCUACCUCAGGGCAGUGCCCUCCAAGAUCAUCCCCAACACCACGUGCCACCUGCCGCGGGCCGAUGCCAUGCACCUGUUCCGCGACCCUGUGGCCGGCGACUUGCCCUGGACCGGCAUGACGUUCGGCCUCACCAUUCUUGCCACGUGGUACUGGUGCACCGACCAGGUGAUUGUCCAAAGGUCCCUAUCUGCCAAGAAUCUCAGCCAUGCUAAGGGAGGGUCAAUUCUGGCCAGUUAUCUCAAGAUGCUGCCCAUGAUCUUUAUAAUCUUGCCCGGGAUGAUAAGCAGAGCCCUCUACCCAGACUCAGUGGGCUGUGUGGAUCCAGAGGAGUGUGUCAAGGUUUGCGGUGCAGAAGUAGGCUGCUCCAACAUCGCCUUCCCCAAACUGGUCAUCGAGCUAAUGCCCAGCGGCCUGCGCGGGCUGAUGAUCGCGGUGAUGAUGGCGGCCCUCAUGUCCUCCCUCACCUCCAUCUUCAACAGCUCCAGCACGCUCUUCACCAUGGACAUCUGGAAGAAGUUCCGGCAACAUGCCAGCGAGAAGGAGCUGCUGCUCGUGGGGAGAAUCGUGACCGUGAUCCUGGUGGCAGUCAGUGUGGUGUGGAUCCCCAUCCUUCAGAGUGCCAACAGCGGGCAGCUGUACGUCUACAUCCAGUCGGUCACCAGCUACCUGGCCCCCCCUGUCACCGCCAUCUUCGUGCUGGCGGUCUUCUGGAGGAGGACCAAUGAAGCGGGUGCAUUCUGGGGGCUGAUGGUCGGGCUGGCGAUCGGCCUGGUGCGCAUGAUCAUGGAGUUCGUGUACCCGCCCCCCCGCUGCGGUGUGCCGGACCCCCGGCCCCCCGUGCUGAGCAGCGUCCACUACCUGCACUUUGCCAUCAUCCUGUGCGCUCUGACUGCGGGCGUGGCAGUGCUGGUCAGCCUGCUGAGCGCCCCCCCCUCCGAGGAGCAGAUCAAGAACCUGACUUGGUGGACUCUGUCACAGGAGAAAGACAGCCCUGUCAUCCCCCUGCAGAAAGUAUCUUCCACGAGCACAGCGUCAGAUCAAAGGACGGACAGUGGUGGCCCGGAGUGGCAUGGUCACUGCGCACGGAGCAGCGCGCUCUGCAGGGCCCGGUCGCGCACGAGUGGGGUACCCAAGCGCCCCGUCAUCUGCAGCACUAGGGAGAACCCCUUCUGGGCCCGCGUCUGCUGCAUCAACGCCAUCGUCCUCAUCUGCGUCAACAUCUUCUUCUACGCCUACUUCGCGUAACGAGAUCUUUUGAUUCUGGCGGGGUGGGCGAGUUUGCUCUUUACACAUCCGACCUUUGACCUCCUGGGCACCUUGCUGCCGAUUGUGUGCGGCGAGGAAAGUGUGAUCCUAAUUUAUUGCGUUUAUGCAGCUUGAGGUGGGCCGAGGGCAUGUUUGGAAGGGAAGAAAAGCGGAAAAGUAAUGAAAUUAGAGGAAACGUAGAGAGUUGUUGCUGUAUCAAUCAAUGGCCACACAGGCA